Enterobius vermicularis (human pinworm) is the source of this 744-nucleotide messenger RNA. The record is from the annotation of a GenBank genome assembly. Lineage: Eukaryota; Metazoa; Nematoda; Chromadorea; Rhabditida; Oxyuridae.
AUGAAAGUGGUUGGGUUAGUCUCCGGAGGUAAGGACAGUUGUUAUAACAUGAUGAAAUGUACGCAAGAAGGUCACGAAAUUGUUUGUUUGGCGAAUUUAUACCCUUCAGGAGGGUUGGAUGAGGUCGAUAGCUUUAUGUACCAAAGCGUGGGGUAUCAAGGAGUUCAACUUUACGGAGAAGCCCUUGAAUUACCGCUCUUUAGGGCUGAAAUCCGUGGGCUUCCGCUUAACCAGUCAUUAGAGUACAGUUUAACAAAAAACGAUGAAGUUGAAGAUCUUUACCAGUUGUUGGUGAAGGUCUUGCACAAAUUCCCAGAUAUAAAAGGCGUUUCUGCUGGAGCUAUACUAAGUCGAUAUCAGAAAAACCGUGUUGAAAAUGUUUGCUUGAGAUUAGGUUUGAAACCACUAUGUAAGCUUUGGAAUGUGGAACAGAAAAGUUUGCUUGAUGAAAUGAUUCAUGACGGAAUUAGUGCUAUACUGGUGAAAGUUGCUACUCUUGGUCUCGAUCAACAACAUAUAGGAAAAACUCUCGUAGAGGUUCGCGAUCGUCUCUUGGCACUGAAUGCAAAAUACGGCGUGAGCGUUUGCGGAGAAGGCGGUGAAUAUGAAACGUUUGUUUUGGACUGUCCCUUGUUCAAGAGACGUAUAGUUGUUGAUGAUUAUUGUGUUGUUACUUCCUCUGAAGAUUGUGGACCAGUCGCUUACAUGCGCCUCGAGAAGUUUCAUUUAGAACCAAAAUCUUGA